This is a messenger RNA of Girardinichthys multiradiatus, 2340 nucleotides long. RefSeq names its product adipocyte plasma membrane associated protein (gene apmap). The record is from RefSeq and is a predicted model, not a curated record. The transcript has 9 exons. Gene Ontology annotation, biological process: biosynthetic process. Lineage: Eukaryota; Metazoa; Chordata; Actinopteri; Cyprinodontiformes; Goodeidae. Bases 119 to 1366 code for a protein of 415 amino acids. Gene Ontology annotation, molecular function: strictosidine synthase activity.
UUGGUUACCAACGAUAAGAAGAAGAAGAAAGGGUUCAGCUGGACAUUCAGAAUAGGACCGUUGGUACAGAUCUCUUCUGACUGAAACCGAACCUCCAUCCAGCCGAACCGAGCCGAACAUGAACGAGUCUGAAGGAGUCCGCUUGCGGCGGCUGCACCGAGCUCACGUCAUUACUGAGGAGCUUCCGGAGCGGAGACUCAAGGGGUCCAGCACCUACAGUGGGAAGGUGUUCCAGGUGACCCUGCUGACCCUAGGGGGCUUUCUACUUCUUCCUCUGCUCGUCAUCAUCCUCAUCCUGGAGUCACCCAUCCACCCAGAGGUGUUAAGUCUGAAGGAGCCACCCCUAAUGGAGGGCUGUUGGGAGCCAAACCUGAAGCUCAGAGAGGCCCAGAGACUCUACGAAGACCAGAUCCUCGGUCCAGAGUCCAUCGCCAACAUUGGGGACGUCUUCUUUACCGGAACAGCUGAUGGGAAAAUUCUGAAGCUGAUUGGACGGAGAAUCGUCACAGUAACGACACUCGGCAGGGCACCAUGUGGCUCCAGAGAAGAUGAGCCCACCUGUGGGAGGCCUCUGGGGAUCAGAGUCGGACCCAACGGGACUCUGUUUGUAGCCGACGCCUACCUGGGCGUGUUCAAGGUCAACCCCAUGACAGGUGCAGCGAUCCAGUUGGUGUCGGGUGGUCAGGUGGUUGCCGGCAGGAAGCUGUCUUUCAUCAACGACGUGACAGUGACGCAGGACGGAAAGAAAGUGUACUUCACUGACUCCAGCAGCAGGUGGCAGCGCAGGGACUACCUGCACCUCAUCAUGGAGGCAACUGCUGACGGACGAGUGUUGGAGUACGAUACAGAGACCAAAGAGCUGACGGUGGUCAUGGAGAACCUCAGGUUCCCAAACGGCAUCCAGCUGCUGCCUGAUGAGGAGUCAGUUCUGGUGGCAGAGACCACCAUGGCCCGGAUCCGCAGAGUCCACGUAGCUGGGCUCAACAAGGGAGGGAUGGACACGUUCGUGGACAACCUGCCUGGGUUUCCUGACAACAUCCGUCCAAGCUCCACUGGAGGUUACUGGGUGACCAUGUCUGCAGUGAGACCCAACCCUGGGUUCUCCAUGCUGGACUUCCUGUCCCAGAGACCCUGGGUGAAGAAAUUUAUUUUCAAGCUCUUCAGCCAGGAUGUUCUGAUCAGGUUUGUUCCUCGGUACAGUUUGGUGGCAGAGCUCCAUGAUGGAGGCAUCUGCACACGGAGCUUUCAUGAUCCUAAAGGUCUGGUGUCGGCCUACGUCAGUGAGGCCCAUGAGCAUGAUGGGAACUUGUAUAUCGGCUCCUUCCGCUCUCCGUACAUCACCGUAUUGGACCUUCGUAGAGUUUAGAACCAGAGUCAUCUCGAACCGCUGCGUGAAGACAAGAAGACUGGCUUUAUACAUCACCCCCUGCAAGUUCUGCUCAUCCGUUAUAGAAACUCAUGGUGACCCGUUUUUUCUUUCCAUCCAGGACCAGGAUCAGAACUGAAACCCACACUGAAAGAGUGAAACAACCUUUAAUUUCUGCUGAGUCCACAUUCAGGUUCUGAAGGGCUAAUAUGAGCUGCUCAGAGUCAACUUUUUAACUUAGGGAGCAGAACGUCGUCAGGACAUCAGGUCCUGUUGUCUUGGUUCUGAGAGACGGACUCGUAGAUUCUGGCUUGAAACCAGUGAAAUCCAAGGGUUGGUUCAACCAUUCAAACAGCUGCUGGUUUCCUUUAGUCUCAGGUCAAUCUGCACCAACUAAUUAACCAACUAAUUAACCAACUAAUUAACCAACUAACGUGCACGUUGGUCGCUGCUCACACUGAUCUCUCUUCAGCCAGGACCUUUCAACCACUGCCUAUAUGACUCUGGGUCAAUGUUCUGGUGGUAAUGUAUUGUUUGCUGGGACAGAACAGCCUACUGGACUCUAUCGUUGGAAAAAAAUCACUGGGGGGGUUGAUCCAGUUCUGUAAAGGACCUGGAAUGUUCUGGGUCUGAGGCUCCAGCUGCAUUUUCUGGUCAUGUUCUUAGAAUAAAAUUCAUCUCAAUGUGGAACCAUCAGGGAACAUCAGCCUGUUCUGUUUUAGCUUAAUUUUGACUGAAAUGUUUGGAUCAGAAAAGAAUUCUGGUCCCAUCUGCUUCAGACCUGAACUUUGUCCUCAUUCCUCUGAUGUUUCUUCUGGGAAAGGUUUCUGGAUCUGCUGCAGAAAAUAUUGGACAUUUUCAGAACUAGUUUUAUUCAUCUUGAUUGACCCGUUAUUGGUGUAGAGCAGUUGUUUCUGUCAAUGUUUGGUUGCUUUCUUCCGUACAUCUUUAAAUAAAAACUUUGGAUCAGUUUA